This is a messenger RNA of Notothenia coriiceps (black rockcod), 1918 nucleotides long. RefSeq names its product kelch repeat and BTB domain-containing protein 13. The transcript has a single exon. NCBI's taxonomy places the organism in Eukaryota, Metazoa, Chordata, Actinopteri, Perciformes, Nototheniidae. Gene Ontology annotation, molecular function: protein binding. Bases 442 to 1902 code for a protein of 486 amino acids. The record is from RefSeq and is a predicted model, not a curated record.
CCAUUGGUGCUCCAGUGAAGGCUGCAGGGCCACAGCGGAACUGUACUGUAGUAGCAGUACGAUCCUGCGUGUCCUUCACUCACGUGCUCAGUGAAACAGUGGCAUGCUCCCUAUGUGUGCCAGAGAACAGCCUAUUGUUACGCUGUGACUCUUCCUGCUGCUCAAGGACAAAUGUGCAGCUGUCCCACAUACAAAGAUAAAUAUGAUAUAUAAUACUCAUCAGCACAUUCACAGCUCCCUGCUCCUCUUUCUACUCUGGCAGCGUGUCAUCAUUAUGUACUUGAGGUGUGCUAUCUAUAGUCUGUCCAGAGCCGCCUGUCAGCUCGCUGGGUCGGAGCUGCUCAGCCUCUCUGGCAGUCUGUGCAGAAACACCACCCACAGACUGGCUUUCUUCUGUGUCAGAGCUUUCUUGUAGUGAGUGUGUGGUUCAGCUGGGAUGUGAUGAAGGCCCACAGCAGGGAAGAGAUGGAGUCCAGCAGCUGUCCAGCUCACUGUCUGAGGGUCAGUGUUUGUGACAGCUCCUUCAUUGUGGAUAAGAUCCUUCUGGCUGAGAAGUGUGAGUAUUUCAGAGCCUUGUUCCAGUCCGGAAUGAGAGAGUGCCAGCAGGAGCACCUCCAGCUGCAGGGGGUGGGCGCUCCAGGCUUCCUGCUCAUGCUGAGGGUCCUUAGGGGGGAGCGCCCCCUGCUGAGCGCCGACCAGAUCGUGGAGGCCAUCGAGUGUACGGCUUUCCUGCAGGUGCCGGUUCUCACCGAGCACUUGAUCAACACUGUGAACUCUGAGAACUGCCUGCUCAUGUUCCACACAGCGGCCACAUUUGGGGUGAGGGAGCUCGCCCACUGCUCCGCCCUGUUCAUCAGAGACAUGUACUCCGAGCUGGAGGAGGACGUGCACACCUUACCCGACUCGCUGGUGGAGUACAUCCAGUCCCUGCUCCCCAGCAGCUACAUGGCAGUGUGCAGCCACUCCCCAUGCACAGAGCAGCUGCAGGACCCCCAGAGGACCGUGAACUUCCUGGACGAGGACAGCAGGGAGUGGAAGGUGCUGACUCAUCUCCCGGUGAGCACCAGCACCACCAUGGCAGGCGUGGCAGUCCUAGACAACAAACUUUACAUCAUCGGGGGGGUGCAUGAUGUGAGCAAAAAGGUGGUGGAGAGUGGUUUCUGUUACAGCCCUGCAGCAAACACUUGGACCACCUUUUGUGGCCCCCAGAAGCUGCGCUACAACCUGACUCUGAUUGGACACCAGGGCUGCCUGUACGCCCUGGGAGGAGAGAACAACAGGAAGGCCCUGUCCUCUGUGGAGAGGUUCAGGGUGGAAACAGGGAACUGGGGGUUUGUCUCCCCCCUCCCUUGCCCGGCAGCCCUGGUGGUGUCUGCUGUAGCUAUGAGCAGGAUCUUCAUCUGUCUGUGGAAAGGGAAGGGGGCCACAGAUAUACACGAGUACGUGUCGGAGCGCGAUCAGUGGCUCCUGGUCACCACGCUCACCAGGGAGCACAGUUACGCUCUUUACAUGGUGGCCCACAGGGAUAAUCUGUACGUGGUGCGCAAUGGGCCCUGUGAUGACUUCCUGCUGUGUGUGAUGGACUGCUACAGCCUGAGCUCCGGCCAGUGGACGGCUGUGUGCGGUCACUACGGCAACAGUAAGGGCUCCCUGCUCACCGCUGUGGUGAGAGGAGACUCAGUGUUCACUCUGAGCCGCCACGUCACCACAGAGUACACAGUGGAGGAUCACAGGUGGAGAGUGACGCGGGAGAUGAAAGGGUUCGGUAGGAUUGGAUCCAUAUAUACAUUUCUGAUGAAGCUUCCUAAAGCCACUGUCUCCCCUUUGGGAAAGUCUCCAGAUGUGAACCAAACCCUCAGAACCUGUCCCAGAAUCUCCUCACAAUGCUCAGACAAUAACUAAUAUGCCUGUCUUAUUU